Molecule: messenger RNA, 1000 nt
Organism: Sinocyclocheilus anshuiensis
Lineage: Eukaryota; Metazoa; Chordata; Actinopteri; Cypriniformes; Cyprinidae
Exons: 4
Coding region: 1-930 (309 amino acids)
Source: RefSeq, a predicted model, not a curated record
AUGAGGACACUUUUCAGGCCUGGCAGCUCAGUCGGUGCUUCGGCAGGUCAAGCUGCUAACGUUACUCAAGGCCAAACUGGAGGAUUGCGGCAAUCUUUGCGAUAUCAGACUCAGAAACACUUUGGCAGCUGGAGCUCCCGGUCAAGGAAAAGGGCCAAAACACAUUUUCACGAUACUUUCAACAAAGAUGUCAUCCUUCUUCCAACGCCAUCAAGCAGUGUCGUUGUCAAGCAUCGCAUAAAGCAACAGUUACAUGAACAAGGACAUAUAUUGAAUGGAUUUGAAUUCCAGAAAUCCUGGCACCACAGGACUGUCACUGAACAAAUAAGGGAUGCCUUUGGAGAAAAGCUCUCUGCUAAUGUGAGCAUAGAGUUUCUGAUGGCAUGUGGCCACAAAUUGAUUUCACCCAAACUGCGCGCUGGACAGGAGCUGGAUGCGAGUCUCAUACACAAAGUAUAUAAAUCAAAAGCCCUGUACAUUAGACCAUCAAAGCCAAUUUUGGAUGAUAUUACAAGCUAUUGCAGUGAAGAGAGCAACUGUGAGGAAAACAGUGGUUCAGCAAGGCAGCUGCGCUCCUCAUCUUUAACACAAAAUAGACACUCAGACAGUUUCACCAGUCUAAUGGCUGCCUCCUCUGGCUCCCCACCGAACUGUACUCUUGAAGUUCAAACUUUUGCCUCGUCACAUGUGUCUGGAGCAUUAUUCUCUCAAACUCCUGCCUUGACCAAUCAAAGAAGUAACUCACCCAACCACAGCAGCAAUUCGGCAAGCACUUUGUCUAGUCAACUGCCAGUGCGCUCACUGGCAAUCUGCCCUUCCACCAGUCAGCCUUCUACCUCAACUCAACUGUUUCAGUUAAUCCGCCUCUGGUGGAUCUCACUGGCCAAAGUUUCUCAAGCUCACCUAACCAGAGCAGCAGUUCCACAUUAGCCUCUACCUCAACACACCAUCAAUCAGGGAACUAUGAUAACUACCUUUCAGUAAUGUCUGCACUGUCUGA